Molecule: messenger RNA, 5888 nt
Organism: Cynocephalus volans (Philippine flying lemur)
Lineage: Eukaryota; Metazoa; Chordata; Mammalia; Dermoptera; Cynocephalidae
Gene: BZW1
Product: basic leucine zipper and W2 domains 1
Exons: 12
Coding region: 118-1377 (419 amino acids)
Cellular component (GO): membrane; cytoplasm
Molecular function (GO): protein binding
Source: RefSeq, a predicted model, not a curated record
GGCACCUCUUCCCCCCGCCUGGCGUUUGUUCCGGUCGCAGAGGAGACACCGCCGCAGUUGCCGCCACAUCGGGGAUUUCUGGCUCUUUCCUCUUCGCCUUAAAUUCGGGUGUCUUUUAUGAAUAAUCAAAAGCAGCAAAAGCCAACGCUAUCAGGCCAGCGUUUUAAAACCAGAAAAAGAGAUGAAAAAGAGAGGUUUGACCCUACUCAGUUUCAAGACUGUAUUAUUCAAGGCUUAACUGAAACUGGUACUGAUUUGGAAGCAGUAGCUAAGUUUCUUGAUGCUUCUGGAGCAAAACUUGAUUACCGCCGAUAUGCAGAAACACUCUUUGACAUUCUGGUGGCUGGUGGAAUGCUGGCCCCAGGUGGUACACUGGCAGAUGACAUGAUGCGCACAGAUGUCUGUGUGUUUGCAGCACAAGAAGACCUAGAGACCAUGCAAGCAUUUGCUCAGGUUUUUAACAAGUUAAUCAGGCGCUACAAAUACCUGGAGAAAGGUUUUGAAGAUGAAGUAAAAAAGCUGCUGCUGUUCUUAAAGGGUUUUUCAGAGUCGGAGAGGAACAAGCUGGCUAUGUUGACUGGUGUUCUUCUGGCUAAUGGAACACUUAAUGCAUCUAUUCUUAAUAGCCUUUAUAAUGAGAAUUUGGUUAAAGAAGGGGUUUCAGCAGCUUUUGCUGUAAAGCUCUUUAAAUCAUGGAUAAAUGAAAAAGAUAUCAAUGCAGUAGCUGCAAGUCUUCGGAAAGUCAGCAUGGACAACAGACUGAUGGAACUUUUUCCUGCCAAUAAGCAAAGUGUUGAACACUUCACAAAGUAUUUUACUGAGGCAGGCUUGAAAGAGCUUUCAGAGUAUGUUCGGAAUCAGCAAACCAUAGGAGCUCGUAAGGAGCUCCAGAAAGAACUUCAAGAACAGAUGUCCCGUGGUGAUCCAUUUAAGGAUAUAAUUUUAUAUGUCAAGGAGGAGAUGAAAAAAAACAACAUCCCAGAACCAGUUGUCAUCGGAAUAGUUUGGUCAAGUGUAAUGAGCACCGUGGAGUGGAACAAAAAAGAGGAGCUUGUAGCAGAGCAAGCCAUCAAGCACUUGAAGCAAUACAGCCCUCUACUUGCUGCCUUUACUACUCAAGGUCAGUCUGAGCUGACUCUGUUACUGAAGAUUCAGGAGUAUUGCUAUGACAACAUCCAUUUCAUGAAAGCCUUCCAGAAAAUAGUGGUGCUUUUUUAUAAAGCUGAAGUCCUGAGUGAAGAGCCCAUUCUGAAGUGGUAUAAAGAUGCACAUGUUGCAAAGGGGAAAAGUGUCUUCCUUGAGCAAAUGAAAAAGUUUGUAGAGUGGCUCAAAAAUGCUGAAGAAGAAUCUGAGUCUGAAGCUGAAGAAGGUGACUGAAUUUUGAAACUACACCCUCAGUAAAGCAAACAGGCAUUGUAGAUAAAAUGUCAUGUCUCAUGUGUCCUGGUUCUUACGUUUUCCUACCUCCCUAUAUCAAGCAUGAUAUAAGGGCUUUCAUGGCAAAUUUUAUUUUAACUGUUUCUAUGGUUACUGGAAAUGUUGGGUUUAGUUUCUAAAACCAUGUUUUAAGUAGCUACAGGAGCUUUAGAUUUGAAUCUAAUGUUGCAUUAGUCUUUUUAGUUAUCUUCUACCUCCUGUAUUUUCUACUGUAAUAAUGUAAUUUAAGGCCUUCCACAAUGAACAGUUCACUUUAUUCCCUGGGUUUUCUAUAUAAACAGUUUUCAAUAUAUGAUUUGGUUAAAAUAAUUUGUUAUAAAAAUUCUGUUUGCAAAUUAAACUGUAAAAGUAUCCAAAGUCUUAAAGGCAAUCAUUUGUGUGAUAAUUUGGUAUGUCCAGAGCCCUACUCAUCAAUGAAAAUCUCUUAUAAUAAUUGAAUUCAUUAACCUGAAUCUUGAGUAUUUGGACCAUUGCUUGCAUGUUAACAUUUUCUUGCAUUUUUAACCCCAGGUGUCCUUAAGCUCAAUUGUUUGCUCUUUGAUUUUCAUCCUUAGUGAAGCCAUGGAGAACAAACAUGAAAAGUUUGUGAAAUCAUAUGUGGCAGGUAUUGGGAAGAAGAAAGUUGAGCUUUUUCUUGCUGAGAAACUUCUGCAUUCAGUUUGUAUCUUUCUAGGCAGAACAAAAAAAUACUCUUCAUAUAACCAUUUUCAAACGUACCUUAGGAAAGUCUUUAAAGUAUUUUAUGCUCAUAAUAUACUUAAAUUGAUAGGAAGGGACUUGUAAAGGAGUGCGAGUAAAAGAAAUGGCCCAUGUAUUAAACCCAGUAAAAAUUGUUAAACUCUUAAGGGUCAACAUGUUUUAAUUGGGAAUCUAAAUACAAUUUAUAUUUCCUAUUGGUUUAGAAUAUUCAUUGUAAAGAAUGAAGUGCAGUGAUAAUUAUAUAUUCCCACUUGGUCAUACUGGACUGGCUUCAUUCUCUUAACAUACUUAGUAAUGUCUCAAGCAUCUGGCUAUUAACAUACCCUCGUUGGCAUUUUUUAAUUGCCAUGAGCCAAAUAUUUCUUCUCUAUGAUUGAUCCAUUUAUUUUAAUGGCUGCCUUUUAAUUUUCAUCUUUUUUUUUCUUGCUGCUACCCGUCUAUAUAUAUAUAUAGUCAUGGGGGGUGGGGGGAGUAGCCACAUUUUUUAAUGGAAAGACUUAGUGUUAAAAACGAAUGUUUUGAAGGUUUUUUUAAUUAGUGAAGGAAACUAGCCUGGAAUAAUGUCACCAGAGACUCAGUGGAAAUUGCCCCUUUUGAAGGUGCCUUUCUUAUGAGCCAAGAAUUUGGUGUUCAAAAGUUCAUCUUGAGGGAAUAAUAACAUGUAAUAUAAUUUGAAAUAAAGAUAUAGUAACCUUUAGAAGAGCAUUAUAACUGGUAACAUUGUGAAUGGGGUGAUUUGUUUAAUGAAUAACUUUGAUAAAGUUUUCGUGCACAAGCAAAAUGUAUUCACUAGAUUUCUAUGUAGUGAUCUCCUUUUACUUUGUAAUUUGUAGUCCUCAAAAGGCUUUUUUUUUUUUUUUUUUAAUAAAAUCCAUCCUUACACUUAGGUUUUACAGAUCAGUCUUUUUUUUUUUUUUGUAAAUUCUAUGUUAAUACCUACUGGUACUGUACGUUAUGUGUUUAGAUGUCUUUACUGUAUAAGCAUUAAAUAAUUAUUGCUCCUUUUAUCCUAUGACUCCCAAAGUGUAAACAUCUACACAGAAUUCUCAUAUAACUGAAACUACAUUAACAUUUCUACAACCAAGUCAUUGCAUGUUACUGCCGUACAAGGUGUUCCCUGUUUUAUUGUAUACCAUGUAUAGCAAAAGUGUGUAGUCUUCCAGAACUACAUUAUGAUUUUUGAUCAUAGUUUUUUCCAUCACAACACAGUAGUGUUUACUUGCUGUAAUAUUACAGUGAAUGGAUAAGUCACCUGUGACAGAAUAGUGUAAAGAAAGGGAAUGCUUUAUAAAAGGACUUAGAUUUUCAUUUUGAAUUUUAAGUGGUAAUUUUAGAACCCAGCUGCUAGUGUCAACCUAUGGCCUCAAAUAUGUAAUUCUUAAUAUAGAUGUUAAAAUUGUACUUUUAAUUAUUAUUGGAUAAAUGUUAAUUGAUAUUUUUCAAUUUGGUGUCAGUUUCUAAGGAUAAGUCUCUUGGAUACUAUAAUUAAAUGUCUGUUUACAGCUGAUCAUAAGUUUCUUAAUCUUAUACUUUGGGAGUAUUGUUCUAGAGAUGUUCAUUAUUCUGUUCUUACAGAAACUCCAGAUGCCAAAAAUGCCACAGAAUAUUUUGACAUAGCAUAAUGAUUGUGGGGAUGGGGAAAUGCACGUGACCCAGAGAUUAACUUCUGAUCAGUGUUUUGCAAACUUUUUCCUAUUAUUAUCACAUCCUCUCCCCAAGAAGCUUAGACUUUUUUUUCUAGUUGCACCCCCAGUAAAUUUUAAUAUCAUAGAUAAACUAUAUGUACUGUGUCUGUGCUUUAUACAUGAAAAGAGUAAGGUUUUCUUGGUCCCCUUGGAGAUGAUGUCACCCCCAUUGAGAAUGCCCACUCUAGUAUGUCUUUUUUAAAAGGGUCAGGAAACUUAGUAAUAGACAUGUGCAUUGGCAAAUAUGUCUUCAUGCUUAUCCAUAGUGUGAAGCAGUAUUUUAUCUGUCAGAAUAGAAAAUAGAGGAAAUUUCAUUUCCUUCCAAUCACUGUAUUUCAACAGUUGUGUUCUGUAUCUUAACCCACCACGAUAGGCACCAUGUCUUCACAGAUUCAUACUUGAUUUUAAAUGUAAUAAAGUAAAAUAAUUUGUGUUCCUUCUAAUCUAUAAAAUUAAGUGAAAACCCUUUAGAUGGAUGAUUUAUUUUAAAGUUGUGGCCAUAACACUGAUAUUAUAUUAUUAUAGUAUUGAAAUUUUACUGAGGAACCUCUACUGUCAUAUUUAAGUAGGCUGCUUGCAGGAACUGAAACAACUAUUGGUUGGCUUUAAAUGUAACAUAGAAGCCAAAGUUUUAGUAUACAUUGUCAUUUAGACUUCUGAAUUAGCUUUGUAAAAAUUUUCCUCAGAUGGUAUUUACAGAUGCCAUGUAAAAUAAGUUGAUAAGCAUUUCUGUGGGAAUUCUGGUAAAUUGCCUUGAUGUGAUUUUUUCAUGUUCGGUAUUAGUCCUAUACUGUCAGUAUGAAAUAUUUCUAUUCGGGCCGGCCCGUGGCUCACUCGGGAGAGUGCGGUGCUGAUAACACCAAGGCCCCGGGUUCGGAUCCCAUAUACGGAUGGCCGGUUUGCUCACUGGCUGAGCGUGGUGCUGACAACACCAAGUCAAGGGUUAAGAUCCCCUUACCGGUCAUCUUUAAAAAAAAAAAAAAAGAAAUAUUUCUAUUCACCAGCCUUCUUAAGCCCGAAGGUUUAAAAUGUUAGAAUUAAAGAGUUUUUCAGUAGGCUUGAUUUCAUUUAAGUGGAGUCUGUAAGAUAUAAGUACUUUCUGACUUCUCAAGUAAAGAACUUAUAAUUGGCUUUUGUCUAAGAACCUGAAUUACAGUGGAUUUAAUAUCUGAACAGUCUUAGACAUAAAUGUAUAAAACUGGGUCAGAAAAGCUUCCUGACUCCUUUCUUCCUUAUUUUUUGCCCCCCAUUUAACCAUAGGCAAUUAGCAGCCAUAUCAAAUCCAAUCAUUUUCAUUUUCUAAUGUAUUUAUAAUCUUUUUAUCUUUAUUCUAGGAUUAGAGUCAGUUCUUAAUGAAUUGAAAGGAUCGGGAUACUUUACAAAUUUACUCAAUCACUGUCAAUUUAGUAACCCUUAAUCAGAAUCUUAGUUAAAAGCUCAACUGCUUGUGGUGCCUACUAUAGUGCCCUAGAGGAGACAAUGAUAAAAAUCUGCCAAAUCCCUUUAUAGACUUUAUCCAGAGGGACCAAUAUUUUAAACUAUGAUAUGAUUAGAAUGUUUGUGGUUGUGUAAUGAAUUUGGGGUGCUAAAAAGUUUGGGCUGUUCUGUUUCAGGGAAUUUCUGCUGUAAUCAUUUAAAACUAUCUGAGCAAAACAAGCUAGGACCUAGUUUAUGUUAGUAUGCUAAGGACAAAAAUAGAUGAAACCACUUUUUUAACACUGAAAUUCUGAAGGCUGUGCUUAAAAGUUAACUUAGUGGUAAAUCUGUUGGAAAUAACUGACCCUUUUAUAGACUGAAUCCUCUUAUUUCAGAAGGAUGUUCUACAUUCUCUGGCAUUUUAAGAAUAAAAUAUUUUCUCUGUGUACACCUCAUUUCCAUUCUAGUUAGGUGUAAUGGAGUCUCGCAUGACAAACAGUUGAAGAGGAGAAAACUGGAUAGCUGGUACUCCAUAUAGCUUUUGACAAUGACCAACCUCAAGUACAGCCAUCCAAGCCAGUAAAUUACAUUGCUGCAUUAUUUCUGUUUUAACUGUGAAACUUGCUUCUUGUCUGUACCCUUAAAAUUGAA